Molecule: messenger RNA, 785 nt
Organism: Capsicum annuum
Lineage: Eukaryota; Viridiplantae; Streptophyta; Magnoliopsida; Solanales; Solanaceae
Product: B3 domain-containing protein REM16-like
Exons: 1
Molecular function (GO): DNA binding
Source: RefSeq, a predicted model, not a curated record
UUGACAGGACCUAGUGGUGCAACUUGGAAUGUCAGACUGACUCUAAUUGGAGAUGCAUUAUUCCGCAAAGAUGGGUGGAAAGAAUUCAUGGACGCCCAUUCCCUAGAGGAAGAUGACUUGUUAAUAUUCAAGUAUAAUGGAUCGUCGAGGUUUGAUGUUUUGGUGUUUGAUAGGCAGAGCUUGUGCGAGAAAGAAGCUUCAUGUUUCGUCAAAACAUGUGAGCACACUGAUGUUGCAAGUAGAAGCAGGACAAAGAGGCAUACACCUAGAGAAUAUUCUUCACGCGAUGUGUUUGAGGCCUCUCCAACAAAGAAACCUAAGCUUGCAGCAACUCCAACAUCAGAGGACAGUAGUAAAUCUUUUUCACAUGAUGAGUAUGAGCCCCCAGCAAAAAAGAAAACACUUACAUCGACUUCAACAUCUGCGGACACUAAUGAAUCUUCUUCACAUAAUGAGUGAGAGCCCCCAACAGAAAAGAAAACUACGCUUGCUUCGACUUCAACAUCUAGAACACGGAGUGCUCGAGCUAAUGCCAAGUUGCGGUCCUAGGGGAAUCAAAUGUUUGUGUCAUUUGGUGUUUUCGAUAGUUUAGUAGAUGCUUUUUGACCAGGGUAUUUCUGGUAAUUUGAAGUUCAAAUUCCGUUAGUGUGCUGUAUGUCCACAGAAAAGCCUCAGUUUUUGCCUGAAUUAUAUAUCUUUUAAGAAACUGAGUAUGCUACAGUUUGCUUAAAAAUUUAAAAAAUUGGAAAACUUGACUGUUAAGAACAUCUGACAUCGAAAAAAUG